Molecule: messenger RNA, 8449 nt
Organism: Acipenser ruthenus (sterlet)
Lineage: Eukaryota; Metazoa; Chordata; Actinopteri; Acipenseriformes; Acipenseridae
Exons: 10
Coding region: 185-2296 (703 amino acids)
Molecular function (GO): protein binding
Source: RefSeq, a predicted model, not a curated record
UUUAUUGGGAUUUGUAUAGCUUUUUACUGUCUCUUCACCUGCCCUAUGCAGAGAAGAUAGUUGUGCUUUUUCCCUAAAAUACAUAAUGUAGGAUACAUUUCUUAUGCGUAAGUAGCUCUUUCUUCACGUUUGAUGCUGCUUGCAGGUAAAAGGGCCCUUGAAGACUGCUGAGAGUGAGAGACUGAUGAGUGCUGCUGGGAAAAAUACAACAUCUGCAAGCUCUUUGAAUUUGAAAGCCACACAGCAGUAUGACAUCCCUGAUCAGCAGCCCCUCAGAACUGUAAUGGAGGGAAAGGACAGUUUUUUAAUAUCCUCCCGCAGCAUGCUCAGCAAUAUCAAUGAAGCUGAAGUUGAAAAAGUAUUUGCAAGAAGGAUGGAUAACUGUGGAGAGUUCCAUAAGAAGGACGAUCAUGUAUCGGAAAGCACGAAGGAAUGCAGAACUGAAUUGCAGAUGCUUCAGGACGAUCCAGGUACAACAGAGAUAACUACCUGUUCUGAAGUUAAACACAGUGCUGUGACUUAUGAUACUUCAGACCGAGGUCCCCAGGAAUGCAAACCCAAAACAGCACUAAGUGAAGGAGAUUUCAGCCAAGUGGUUCACAGUGCUGAAGAUACUGGGUGCUCACCUAGUGAUCUUAUGUCGCUGUCAUCAAAUACUGAAUGUGAUAACAACAUAAAGCACCCAGGCAUCUCAGAACACCCCCAAACAGACCCAAACAAUACAGAGGAAGCCCCUAUGCAUGACUAUAAAUACCUACAGGUGCAAAAUACUUCCUCCAUAUCAGCAGAGUUGGUAGAAGCCAACAGUGUAGCUUGGGAACCGAUUGACACUGGUUCUUCAGUCGACUUAAAAGGGAAACAGAAAAGGCGUUAUUUGUAUGUGGAGGAAAUCCUUCAAAGAGAUCAGCCUUUUGAGGUCCAUAGCCACUCCUGUGAACAAGAGGGCAAUGUUAUACAUAGUGCUGGCCAAUGUGCUGGUGCAAACUAUAUGGAAGAAAGCAUUACAAUAUAUUCCAGUGCAGAAAGUAAAGUUGAGGACCUUGAACUAAACAUGUCUCAGGAUUCAAACACUCAGAUCAGCACUGGUUCAUUCUGUAAUGAUAAACGUAGUCGACCUGCAAAAUAUAAUGCAGCAGAGCUCCACCAAGAAAGAAGCCACUGUGGUCUGAAGACGAGGCCAUUGACAGGAAGGCCAAUCCCUAUGUACUUUCAGCCAAAGGAUCCAGAUCUUGAAGCUAAAGCAUUGCAGCUCCACAAAAAUGCAGUUUCAAGUAUUAAUAUACCAACACUCUUUAGAGGUAUUUCCUCUCGAAGGGAUAUUCUAAAGUUCAUGUCUGAAAAUAGCCACCGACAGUGGGAAAAGAAAGAAAGUGCAUGCCGUUUUCAAAGAGCCUGGAAGGCACACAGACACCAGUUAUCCUCUGUCUACAACAGACGACGGAGCAGCAACCUGAAAGAGUGGGUUCAGAUAGUGAAGGAGAAGAAAGAGCUUGAAGACUCUCACUGGCAGGAGAGGAGGAAGAAAAUACAGAAAGUGCUAAGACAUUCCAGGGAAAAAACUGCCAAAAGGCUGAAGAGAGUUGGUCCUCAUCUAGAAGUCUAUGAAGCCUUUCACCCUGUGAGGACUGAGACCAGCUGUCGCGAGUUCUUAAGUGCAACAAUUUGUAUUCAGAAGUUCAUUCGAGGAUGGCUAGUACGAGUCCAACUCAGUAGGGUAAGGGAAAAGGCUGUAAAUCAUGGGCCAUCCCUUUCAGCUGUUGUUAAGCAAUACCGAAGAAUGAUGCAUAGAUUAAAAAGGCGCUUUGGUGUUAUAAAACCAUCUGUCCCGCUAGUGUACAGUGAUCUGGAGGAGUGGCUAGACCGAAAGACAAUGUAUGAAAAGAUGUUUAUAAAAAGGGAGUUUUGGAAGGAGUUGGACAAAUCUGAAUUGCCCAAUUUCUUCAAGAACUGUGCCCAUUUCCCUUCGAAGCAGGACAUUGAACAUACUUGGUCUCUAAUAAAUUAUGGUACCUUUGGGAAGGCAGCUGAAGCAGUAAAAAAGCACCAGGCAGUGGAGAUGGCAUUUACACUUUACCCACCGCACGAAGCAAAACCUUUACUUGGAGCUAUUCGCCAGUCAACAUGGGUCAAUCCUAUUGUGGAUGGAGAGGAAGGAUACAGAUAUUUAGUGUCGGACCAUCCAGUGCUAAAGGAAGCCGACAUCCAUGUUGUUGGAAGAUUGGUUGCUACAUCUAUCAGAGAGAGGAAAGAGAGACUGGCUGUUUCUGACAAUACAAUUAAAAAGGAAGCCCCCUGAACUUUUACAGAUCGUCCCAUUCAAGACUUAAGUAACUUAACCAUGGGUCAGACCAUGGACCAUUGCAUGGAUAGUUCCUAAAUAAGUAUUUGCAGAUAAAGAAACAAAAUAAGAAAAUAAGCAUGCAUACAGUUUUAAUUUCUCCCCAACAAUGCAACCCUAUUGCUGAGGCUGCCCUUUUAAAAUGUUUCCAUAGUAAAAGCAUAGCAAAGUGUAAUAAAGCAAAUAUUGCUGUGUGACAGGGUAGCAUUGCGGGCCCAGAUGGUAUUGGCAGGCAAAGAGACUCAGAGGCAAGGAAGCUGUAGUUAAAGUGCUGCUGCGCAGUUUGAUAAACAAAAAAUAAAUCAAAAGGUUGAACAAACAAAAACACUGCUCACAAAGUUAAAUAAAAAGGUUUAACAAAACAAAUCACAAACACAAUAAACAGGAACAAAAUAACCAACUCACACCACAACAACAACAGCCCCAACAACAGCCCCAGCCCCAGCCCCAGCCCCAGCCCCAGCCCCAGCCCCAGCCCCAGCCCCCGCCCCCAAAUUUCUCCACCAAACAGGAAUUUUCCCCUUUUUUAUACCAUGUGGCUGGAGCCUAAUUAUCAUCAAUAAUUCGAUUAGCUCCAGCCACAUUCUCACAUGUAUUUUGGCAGGGAUAGGAAAUUAACCCCAUCCCUGCCAACCACCACCAAACAACCACAAAAUCAUAUUAUUUACAGGCAGGACGAUGCCCUGCCACAUGCUGGUAUAGUUUUUUUUUUUUUCAUAUGAUCACUGUUCCUGGGACAAGCUUGCAAACUGGGUGCUGAGCUCUUGUCAAAAACAAUAAAUAUUGGGUACUUGGAACAGUAACAUCUCAUUAUAUUCCUUCCUAUUAACACACCUUCUCCCCUGCAACUGACAAUUGCAGGUCGCAAGAUUUAGUUGCAGUCAAAAGAGUGAAGCACCAGGUUAGCCAGAAAGGUCCCAUAACAGGACCAAUUUAUAAAAUGCUAUUAAAUCAAUAGUUUAAAUAUGUUGCAUUUACGUGGUAUUUCUUUAUCAACAUCUUUGUAUCUUACCAGUUUCUUCAUUUGUGAUAUCCACAAGUGAAUUUUAUUUGUAGGCUUUGUUUCUCAUUCUGACAUUUGUAUCUAUAAAGCACAAGCUUGCACUUUACCAAAAAUGAAUGCUUUAUGCAGGCACAGUUAUCAUUACUGAAUAGUUUAAAGUCACAAGACAAUUGUAUUAAUUGUUCCAGAAGAAAAUCUAGCCGUGCUGUGUCGUACCUGCUGGAUGAGCACAUUAUUGCCAUAGCCUAUGCAGAGUUCAUCUUGGAAGUGGCAGCGGGACACACAGAGACAGCCUUCUCCCUGUUCAGUUAGGGUUAUGUGCUCUUUGGAGAUAGAUGUAGGGGCUUUUGUCAGAAACAUUGGCAGCUUUCUAAAUGCCUGUUUUCCUCUGAGCCAGCUCACUGAUGAAAGUCAUCAUUCAUAGGGUGUAGAUGAACUGUCAACGGUCACCAUAGACAGUCAUUGGACUGUGAAGGGUAUGCCUUCAUAACAACCACUGCAGCACCAAGUCAAAGGCAUUGAUUUAAUGAGUUUAAUUUGGAAAAGUCCGCUAGCUAGAUAAAGGUUGAGGUUUGAGAGCAAAGUGACAAUUUAUUUUAGUGCCUGCCUGGAAGGUAUUAAUAAUCUAAUUUCGAGUGCAUUUAAUUAUUAUAGCAGCCGUAUUCUAAUGAUGUCCCUUAAGCAACCCUAUGCUGAUAGCUUUAAUGUUGAAGUACUUGUAGUGUACAUAAAAAGGUUACAUAUGCAGCUAAUUUCACAGACCCCGAUCAGCACCAGUCAUUGACUGCUUUACAAAAGGUUUCCACGCAACUUAGAAAGCCGAUACCCUCUCUCCACCAUCAUGAUUUCUGUGACAUAGCACGCACAUACCAUGCACAUUCCACACGCUAUAGAAAGUGUGUGUCAAACAUUGUACAACUUUAAAUGUGGAUAAAUCGCCUUCUCAUGGAGGCUGUGGUGAUUUCUUUCUUUCAUAAACUAGGUUUAAAGCCUAAUGGCAUGCUAUCCUGUGUGUUACUGACAUACUUAUGACAGAAUAGAUCCUGUGUUGUAUAUAUUCUGUGUUGUAUAUAUUUAGUCCAGUUUGGCUAAAUGACAACCGAUUCAACUGAUCCAAAGUACUCCAAACUAUUCUGUUCUGUGUGAAUCAGGGGGUAGCCAGACACUGCCUCUUUCUGAAUCCCCAACCAUUUUAAGUGGCACACAAAUAGAGCUUCUAGAUUGAUUAAUUGAUCUUGUAAUAUGUGUGUCUUUAAUCAUGAGGAUUAAUUUGUAAGGACUGAAGCAUUAUUUCCAAUAUGCAUGAACAAGAUUAAGGACUGGUCUUUGGAUAAAAAUAAACAUUGUGAGUGAAAUACAUUAAGAGAUAGAUGGAUAAUCCCGUUUCUGUUAUUUUCUUUAUGGAUUAUGUAGCAUGACAAGUAUAUCGUUGUGGCAAAGUGGUAAGUGGUACGUGCAGGUGCAGGGGUGAUGCAGUGCAGUAAUGAAACACAGAGAGUUAUAAUCCGGUUCAGAAAUAGUUUUUAUUUAUAUCCAGGUCUGGUGACCAAAUAAUAAACCCCUGGCAAUACACAACAAUGUGUAGUGCACGGAGAAUAUAACAACAGGGGUGCAGUCCUAAAUAAUAAACACAGAUAUCCGUCCCACAAUAUUUAGUGACAGUGGUGAAGUGAUGUUCCGGUUCAGUGCUGGCCCUUGGCGACAGCUCCGGAAACGUGUUUUAUGUACAACAAUGUACAAGACAAGACAAGAUGAUUACAAACAAACAAAACACAACACUCACAUCCCUGUACUAUUUUACCGUCCUUUUCGGUUCUACUCACAAAACCAAGCGAAGGAACCGAUUACGAUUCUCCGUCCCCCUUAUAUGCUGUCACGCAUGACCCCUUGGUAAACGAAUGCAGCUGCCUUUACAAUCUGCGGCUGCUACAUUGUUUUCCUUCAGGGUCAAUACGAAUCUCGCCUUCUUCCAGACUGACCAACUUCCCGACCCGGGGAAAGAACUGUCAGGCCAGCCCGUCCAAAGAACUUGGUCCUCGCUACUUAGCGCCCUCACAGGUCGGGAGGGAGUUUUACAACCAAGAUUGAUUAUAUUUCUGUCACAAUCGUAUAUUAAGUUCAUUAGAAGGCAGUAAAAAAAUGGUUAGGUGUUUCAAAGAUAUAUCACAAAUCACAAGACCAAAGGUUGCACUGUUUAGUCAUUUAAAGCCUUGGGGCUUUUUUUACUGUCUUAGUGUUGGGUCAGUACUUCUGAAAUUAGGAAGCAGAAAUAAUUUACAAUGGAGAUAUUUUAGGCUUAUGGUUUGCUUUUAUCAACUGCUGAAAGUUUUAACACAACUAAAGAGUGACAGCUAGUACAAAUAAUAAUUGGGCAUUUUUGAUAUUGUAUUUGUUGUGUGAUAAUUGAACUGGUGUGGUGCACAAGGCUCAAUAUAUGAAGGACCAAAAUCAUGCCAAACCUUGUACAGAAAAAUUGUACACCUCUUCUAUUACACUGUUAAUAGAGUUUAGGAUCAUUUAUUCUACAUGUAGGUGACAAGCUUGUUAGAUACAGAAUUCCUCCAAAAAAGGACCUGCUUUAUUCCCAUCAUAGCUGAAACUAGCAAAAGGGAGAUGCAGCUUUCAUAUAUUAGAGAAUAUAUGUCAGGGAACCCAUUUGCAUACAAAAAGUAUUUUAUUCAAUAGUAAACAGCGCCAGCUGUGUAGAGAUUUUUUAAAACUUUCUAUGUAUAUAAUAUCAUAGUUAUGUAUGUACAUUUCUAAAAUAUAAUAAUGCUUUUUUAUUCUCAGCACACUUUCAUGCUGAUGCGCUGGGGAGACCGCACUGUGGUUGAUCCCUGGAGCCAGCAUCGCAGCCGUUGUGUGUGCUGAUGCGCUGUGGAGGCAAAAUGAGCUGAUCCCUGGAGCCAGCAUUACACUUCAGCCAUCAACACCAGGCAGAAGGAUAUCUACAUCAUCAUAUGGAAGGAAACACAAAUGGAUGGAGACACAGAUGGAUCACAUUAGUUUACAGUAAAGCUAUGUCUUAGUUGCUUUACAGUAAUAUGAACACAGAGUUGGCUUGAUUUAUUAUUCUCUGCCUCAAGAGCAAACAAUAGGAUUCUUUCUUUUUUAAGGAACUAAAACCUCUUAGAGUUUUAUUUUUCUAAAACCACCAUUGUUUUCAAUCAAAGAAUGACAAUACUGCAGGAAUAUUUUCCAUUUCAAAUGAAUGGUAUUUUAAAAAAAGAAUGUAAUAGUGCAGUAAAUACAGCAGUGCAUUACGGUAAAUAUCUAAAAUAUAUACAUGAUGUUUCAUUUAGUUGGUGCUACGGUAGAUACGAAUAGACCGCUAUCUAUUUUUUUUAUUAGUUUACUAAUGUCCUUUAUCCAUUUACCACCACAGCCUGCUUCAAAACUUAUUAAGUAGAUUUUCAGUAAAUCUACUCACUUUUAUCAACUUACAAAUUGUAAAUCUGCUUUAUUUUUGUAUUUCAUCAUAAAUGUAAUAUUCUGUUUUUGCUCUAUUAAGUUUUUUUUGCUUGUAGCACUCCUUUAAAAAAAUAUCCUUUAAAGUCCUUUAAAAAAUAUAUUAGUUAUAGAUUAUAAUGAACUCUAACAACUUUUCAGAAACACCUUCAUUUUCAUUAAGUUUAUGCAUCAUCCCACACCACAUACAAUGUUCUUAGAAUUACUUAUUUCUCUACACUUUAAGCCCAAAGAUUCCUCCAAAUAGGGUGUUUUCCUCAACAAAACACUUUUUACUGUCUGUUUAUUUUAAGACGUGAAACCAUUUUAUGGGGAUAGGUUUCAAGAGUAAGUACGCUUAUGGUAAAAACUUCUUUUGCUGAAACAGACUGAUCAACAAUGGACGGAUUAAACAAUUAGCAUGAUUGUGGGACACUGCAGCUUUAAGUACUAAAAAUCAUCUCUAGUUUGUGUAAUUGUUAUACUUGCUGUCCCGUCUCUGUUCCACUGUGAAUGACUCUCAGUGGUCCCUUAGUAGGCUACUGUAGUUUCACUGUCGGUCAUUUCAUCCUGUUCUGACAGAUCUCGUUAACUGAAGCAGCGAUAGAAUGUUUUCAUUCUUUUAAAUGACUGUCAAUCAUCAAGACCUGCACCGACUUUGCACUUUCAUUUGCCAGCUAAAGUGACUGUCAUUUAAAGCCCCUACUUUGAAAUUAGUGGGUUACGGUGUAGGUAAGUUGUUGCGAUAGGUAUACAGUGACAGUUACUAGUUUGAAAAUGGGGCGUAAGAGGAAAACACUUAAUGAGUAUUGUGCACAAUACCCUGAGCGAUGGCUGAAGUCUCCGUGGCAGGACGAAGCGACCUCAUCUGCCUUGCCUUCCAGUGACUCUGAGUCCAGCUGCGUUGAAGUAGGAGAGGGGUGGAGCUCAGACUCCGAAUAAUACGUGCAAGUUAGUUCUGUUCAACUAUCUAAUGUUUUGUUCUGUGCAUAUUAUUUUUAUUUAUAGAUGUAUGCUAUAAAAGUCUGUAAUACACUUUUAUAUGCUGUGUUUUCUAUGGUUUGAGACAAUUUUUUAAUUUGUGUAGGAUCUUUUUUUCAAGGUAUAGCUCCACUGUGACCAAAAGUUAUUUCAAUUAGAAUGUUGGUAACCACGGUUAUGUAUUAUCCCGAUUUGUAUUGAAAGCCUUCAUCUGAUUUUGCAAACUAUCAUAAUAAGCUUGAUCCGUUCAUUUAGUAUAUUGUAACGUUUUCAUGUUUAGGAAGUAGUAUUCAGGGAGACGGUGAAUUCUCAAAAUGUUUGUUUUAUUUGAAACUACAGGGAAUUCCUGUCGGGCCGGAAUUCAUAGCACCAAAAUAAUAACCCUACGUUUUAGUCUUGACACUUUCACUGCAUAUUCUCUCUGGUCACAGCUCAUACGCUCGCUCAGUCGCACCCACAGUUUCUCAUUCAAGUUCAGUGCUGGACUGUCUCCAGUCCCCAGGCUAAUGCACCUCCUUAUUAUAUAACCUCCCGUCGUUUCCCGCCGCUGUUCGGCUCAUCAACCAGUCACAUCCAUGCACUGCAACCCCCGAAAACAGCAGCACACAUUCUCCCCACUCAUUCACUCACUCCCCCUUCCCAUGCUAAGUAACUGCGUGACCCGUUCCCCUUACAAUACA